Schizosaccharomyces cryophilus OY26 is the source of this 792-nucleotide messenger RNA. RefSeq lists its product as uncharacterized. Lineage: Eukaryota; Fungi; Ascomycota; Schizosaccharomycetes; Schizosaccharomycetales; Schizosaccharomycetaceae. The transcript has a single exon. The record is from RefSeq and is a predicted model, not a curated record. Bases 1 to 792 code for a protein of 263 amino acids.
AUGAGUCAAGAUUUAUUUACGAACCCAUUUGGAAUUCCUCCGCCGUCUGAUGAUUCUUAUGCUUCCUUAAGCCGUUUCAUAGCUGAAUUCUCACAGGCAAUUCCCCAGGAUCAGUUUGAUUCGUUUAGAAGCAAAUUGACGAGCCUUCAUGAAGCCCUUACAUCCAAACUUCGAGGAGAGACUCGUCCACAAGAUGACAUGUCUGAAAUUCGUGGGAUGUUUCAAGAGCUUAGAGAAGAUAUGAUUCAAGGACAGAAUAGCCUCAGAGAAGAUAUGAUUCAAGGACAGAAUAGCCUCAGAGAAGAUAUGAUUCAAGGACAGAAUAGCAUCGCUGAACGUUUAUCCAGGGUGGAAGGACGUUUCGACUCUUUUUCUAUCAGUUUUCAUUCCCUUAACGGUGAACAAUUAUCGCGCAUCAGAAACAUUGAAACCAAAACUAACGAAACAAGGACCUCAGCACAGAGAUCUGAAAAUAUUAUCAACAGAAAGUCUUACAGGGAUACAAAGCCGAUUCCAUUUAUUAAUGGACAAGAACCUCCUUCUGAUCUGCCUGAGUUAAAAACCAUUUCCGAUGUUGACAACUUGAACCCAAGCCAGUUGAAAGCAUAUCUGGAGGGAUAUGGCUGUAAGUAUGUUGAGAAUGAGCCUCAAACGUCUCUCAAAAGAAAGGUUUCAGAUGUGGCUGGAUUUAUCAAAUGUCCUCACGAUAAUCUUUACGAGUUUUCAACCCUCCAGGACAUAGGAAAUCAAAGUAGUACACCAAAUCGAAUACUCAGAUCUCGUCAUAAUUGA